AUGUAUUUGUCCCUCCCUCCCUCCCUCUGUCUGUCUGUCUGCCAGGUAUGCGUAGGAGGUGCAGACUCCAGAGCAGAGCAGUGUGCUUCCUACAACAACCAGGAGUUUAUGGGCAGACUGUACGACUGGGAACCUUUCACUGAGGUUGGGGUGGAUAAGCAAUGUGAGCUGACGUGUAGGCCGGUUGGAUAUCGUUUCUACGUGAGUCAGGCAGACAGAGUGAGAGAUGGAACACCCUGCGUUAACACCAGCACCAAUGACGUGUGUGUGGCCGGGCGCUGCCUGACUGAGGGCUGUGAUGGGGUGUUGGGGUCUGGCUUGGUGAUUGACAGGUGUGGUCAGUGUGGGGGGCGGGACCUGUCCUGUCAGAAGCUGAGCGGGAGCUUCCAGAACACCAGUGUUCCCCUUGGUUACCACAGAAUCCUGGACAUCCCCCCAGGAGCUACUGCCAUUAACAUCACAGAGAGACACGCCAGCUCCAACUACCUGGCCCUACGUAGUGGUACAGGUGUGUCAGUAGUGAAUGGGCGCUGGGCGGUGGAUCCUCCAGGAGACUACGAGGCAGGGGGGACUACCUUCACCUACACCCGCCCCAGGGCUCUCUCUGAUGGGCAGGAGGACAGAGGAGAGACCCUUACAGCUCCAGGACCCACCACCACACAACUGACUCUAUAUAUCAUCUUCCAUAGGCAGAAUCCAGGGAUCGACUAUGAAUUCUACAUCCCAACAGAAAAGAAAGCGGAAGAGAGGGAGAGGCCGCGAGAGAGAGAAAGAGAGAGGCCUAGAGAGAGAGAAGUAGAGAGGGAACGACCGAGGGAUGGAGGGAGGGAACCCCUGAGAGACACUAGUUCUCUCAUUGUAACAGUGGAAGACCCUAUCCCUCCUCCCCCCAUCUCCUCUUCGUCCUCUUCCUUCUCCUCUUCUACCGCAGACAGAUGGACAGCUGAGAGCUCCCGUCCCCGAGGCUCGGUACCCAAUCGGAAUGCUCGAAUCCCACCUCGUACCGACCUGCCCCUCGACACCCAGUCACCCUUUGUAUGGAGGAGGGGCGAGCUCACUGAGUGUACUGCUUCCUGUGGCAAAGGGUCCCAGUACAGGGCGAUCCUGUGUAUUAACCGCCAUACUGACGAGGAAGUCCCAGACAGGAAGUGUGACUCAGCAACAAGACCCUCCCCUGAGGAGGAGUCCUGCAACACACACCCCUGCCCAGCAUUCUUCGAGGCCAGCUCAUGGUCAGAGUGCAGUGUGUCUUGUGGUAUGGGAGUACAGCAGAGACAGCUUCAGUGCAGACAGAGCUUUGGGAACCGUUCCACCAUGGUUCAACCACAACGCUGCUCCAACCUAACCCCACCUGACCUCACCCAGUCCUGCCAGCUACGACUCUGCUCACACUGGGAGAUUGGCACCGACUGGAGCUCUUGCUCAGUGGACUGUGGCAUGGGGAAGAGAACUCGAAAUGUCCGCUGUGUCAGUGACCAUGGCAGCGUGGUGAAUGACAAGGAGUGUAACACCAGGCUCCGCCCACAAGGAAGUGAGGACUGUCACAUGGGGCCCUGUGUAACCAACUGGUACUUCACUGGCUGGUCCAACACUUGUUCAGCCCCGUGUGGUCCAGGGGUUCAGAGGAGAGAGGUGUUGUGUCUGACCCGUGGAGGGAGAGAGGGAGGAGAGUGUUUGGGGGACAAACCGGCGGACAUGAAGGCGUGUAACGGGGGUCUGUGUGCUCCCACCUACAUGUGGUACAGUAGCCCCUGGGGUCAGUGUAGCGCUCCAUGUGGGAAUGGAACUCAGCGAAGGGACAUCAUCUGUGUGGAGAAGAUGGGGACAGAUUUCAAAGUGGCACCGAUCAGCCAGUGUGCCCAGCUGGAAAAGCCUCCCUCGGUGCAGACGUGUGCGAUGGAAGCAUGUCAGCCUCAGUGGUUUACUACAGAGUGGAGCGCGUGCUCUCGUUCCUGUGGUAAGGGGCUACAGAUCAGAGAAGUACGGUGUCUCACACCUGACAAACAGCACAGCCCAGAAUGCUCCCUUACAGACAAACCUGACCAGGAGCAGCUCUGCAAUACCAUACCCUGCAGUCCACAGGUCGCAGAUGAGAACUGCAGGGACCAGCGUCAUAACUGUGUGAUGGUGGUUCAGGCCAGACUGUGUGUCUACUCCUACUACAAGACUGCCUGCUGCGCCUCAUGUACCCAGAGUGCUCAGCGGGCCAAGAGGCACUGACCAGCCAAUAACAGGCUUCCAGCCGAGGUCAGCCAGGGGUCAGGGUUUAAGGGGUUAGAAGUCAAAGCGCAGGUUACCAUGGUAAUGAUCAGACCAUAGAAAUGGAGUGGGUAGAGUGGAUAUAUUACCACAUAAAGUGGGGAUUGAAUUGUGUAUUGGGCCAGAUGUACAGCCGUUAUAGAAGGGAUGUUUUGGAAUGUGAGUUAAUUUGUUACUUGCUACAUUUCUUACAUUUCAUGGGUUAUCUGCAUAUGCAAAAAAAGUCCCAGUGACAUUGUACAGAGCUCCAUAAUAUGGAACAUAUCUGAUUUCUAUGUCCACUCUUUCUGUUUCUAUGGAUGAGAGAUGCUGUGGAUGAUGUAUGUACACCCAGGACCUGGGUCCAGAGCUCUGUCCCAGUAGCCAAACUUGCAUACUACUUAGAAUGAGGUGAAGUAUUGUCCAUGCAUACUAUGUAGUAUGCUAGUAUGGAUAGAUGGGACCCAGAAGGUAUAACCCAAUAGCAGUGUGAAACCUGCUGGAAGUUUCUAUGAUGUAUGUUUUCUAUGUUUGUGUUCUAUAUGCCAAAAAACUAUUUUAAAUGUCUCCUCAGUGUUUAUACAGCAUCAUCAACAUUUGGUGAAAAUAUACCAAAAUGUAAAAUGUUUUUAAAGGACAAUAGUGGAGAGAUGUCCAUAACCUGAGAACGCCCCCAAUCUGAAAACAAGCAGGGGUAGAAUGAAACGACUGUAUGGUCUAUUGGUGAGGUAUCCAACCUGUGCCCUCACGACUGUUAGCCCACUGAACUAAAGCCAAGGCAUUACCCCUGAGAGCUAAUACCAAUGUUCAGGUCUCAGCCAAGGUUACACCCAACCACCUCUGCUACAUACAGAAAAUAUACCACUACCUGAGACAUUUCAAUUGUUUCAUCUGACCCAUCAAUAUGUUCAAGAAUGGUAGGUAUUGAAAUAACAUUGUAUUCAUUUAUGCAUUCAUUUUCAGAAAUGCAUUUGCCACAAUAUGCUGAAGAGCAAGCUCUGUCUUAAAGGUCCAAUUCAGCUGUUUUUAUCUCAAUAUCAAAUCCUUUCUCUGUAACAAUUAAGUACCUUACUGUGAUUGUUUUCAAUUAAAAUGGUCAAAAAGAAACAAAAUAACUUCUUAGCAAAGAGCCAUUUCUCAAGCAAGAAUUUUUCUAGGAAACUGAAAACUACUGUUAUUGGCAGAGAGGUUUGAAACUAUUUCUCUUGUUGGUCUCUUAACUAACUGGUGAUGUCACCAUGCAGACCAAAAGUCCAUCCCACCAAAACAGGGAGACAUUUCAGGCGGUCUUUUCAAACAGCUUUUACACUAAAAUGGCAUUAUCAUCAUUUUCACAAUUUCACAGUAUUAUUCCAAACUCAUAGUGUGGAAGGAUAUAUAAAGCACAGGUAAAUCACGUUUUUGAGUGCACUGGGCCUUUAACUCCCAAAGGAGCAAGUUGUGACAGUAGCAAGUAACAUCUCCCUAACUAAUUUGUGUUUUUACUGAAAAUGUUUAAAAGGGUUCUGUCUUGGACUUAAACAAAGCUCAUUUUAACGGAUAUUGCCCCUAUGCCUUGACAUAGUUGUAACAUGUUACUACUGUAUGUUACGUCUACAGCAUACAGACACACGAACACACACUCCACAGGUGAACGAUGUGUAUAUUUGUCAGUCAAUAUUAUAUUUGUAUGUCUAUAUUUCUGUGUGAACAUAUACUUAAUAUACAUAUACAUAAAUAUCUCCUAUAUUGUGGUAUGAUUUGAAUUUUAGGCAUACUGUACAUGUUAACUGUAUGCAUACAUUCAUAUAAAAGUAUUCAUAUUUUUCAGUCAUCAUAUUAAGAAGAACAAAAUUAUAUUUUGCGACCCUUGGAUGGUGUGUGUUUGUCUUCCUGUCUCUGUGAAGUUGCUUAUUUGUGUUUAUGUGUGAGUAUGCAGCCGUGGGUGUAUUCUUGUAUGAGUCUAUCUGUGAAUGUCAUUUUCAUGUUUUAAAUCGUUUUUAGUCGAAACAAAAAGUUUUAUAUUAAAAAGUCUGAAAAAAAGGAUAGUAAUUUAUCUAUUAUAAAAAAUACAUGUAAUUUAUUUUUUUUCUUAAGAGGAGCUGUAGCAAAUUCCCUUUGUUGCUACCAUGUCAGAGUUUAUGAUCAGAAGUUAUUGCGUAGAAGUAUAUGGAUUUUGUAUUAUUUUGAAAAAGGCAAACGAGUGUGUGGAAAAUGCUAUCACAAACUUCAUUUGAAAUAAAAACUGAAACCAGAAAA
Molecule: messenger RNA, 4476 nt
Organism: Salvelinus fontinalis (brook trout)
Lineage: Eukaryota; Metazoa; Chordata; Actinopteri; Salmoniformes; Salmonidae
Gene: adamtsl4
Product: ADAMTS-like 4
Exons: 13
Coding region: 1-2220 (739 amino acids)
Biological process (GO): extracellular matrix organization
Cellular component (GO): extracellular matrix
Molecular function (GO): metalloendopeptidase activity
Source: RefSeq, a predicted model, not a curated record